GCAGAGAGGAGACGUCAAAGGAACCGCUACCUGCCGCGUCCUGCCGCUUCCUGCCGCGUCCUGCCGCUACCUGCGUGUGAACGUUCCUGUGCCUGCCUCCAGGUGGCGAUGCAGUUCCUGGGCCGGCUGCUGGACAGCGUGUCCUCCGUGUCCGCGCUGUUCUCCAACCCGCACCGCGUCAGGGAGGCGCCGCUGGCCGACUACGGCGGGGCGGGCCGGGCCCCGCUGAAGGAGGAGGGGCGCUUGGUUCUGUACCGGAACACCCAGUCGUGGGACUGCCUGCUCAUGAGCCCCGACACGCCCACCCUCGCCCUGAGGCUGUUUCAGGUGGCGUCGGAGGAGGACGCCAUGAACUUGUUCCCCCAAUACGCCCUCAAGCUCCGCCCCUUCUACGAGACGCUUCCAUUGAAGGCCGAGACCACGCAGCCAAUCGUAGACUGCAUCCGCAACCACCAGGACUGGAGCUCCGCCCACAUCGCCGUGGAGACGGGCCUGAGAGAGUGUCUCAAACAUAACUAUGUCCAGAGUCAGAUCAACGCCCGCUCCGGCUCCGGCCAGACGCCGCUCCACUUGGCGUGCGAGCGCGGCGACUCGGCGUGCGUGAGGCAGCUGCUGGAGGAGAGCCAGGCCCGGACCGACAUCAGGGACCGCCACGGGGAGACGCCCAUGCACUGCGCCGCCAAGCAGGACACGCCCGCCGUCAUCCAGGUCAUGUGCUCGCGGUUGUGCUCGGGCGUGAACGAGCUGAACGACAACGGGGAGACGCCGCUCCACGUGGCGUGCCGCCUGGGGCGCGUGCAGUCCGUCAGAGCGCUGCUGGGGGGCGGGGCCAAGUGUGACGUCAUCGGCGGCACCGGCUACGCCAUCCACAGCGCCAUGAAGUACAGUGAGAAGGGCUGUGUGGAGGAGCUCCUCAAAGCAGACCCGGGUCAGCUCGGGGCCGAGGACUCUCUUUAUGGGGGAACUCCGCUCCACUGGUCCAAGACAGCCGAGAUGAGCCUCCUGCUGCUGCAGCGCGGCUGCGGGGUGAACCGCCUCAGUCGGACCGGGGAGAGCGCGCUGCACAUCCUGACCAGGAGGGGGCGCUUUGAGGCCGCCAUGGUGCUGCUCACCCACGGGGCCAACGCCAACCUCAAGGGCCGGGAUGGGAACACGGCGCUGCACCUCGCCAUGAAGAUGGACCACAUGGAGCUCAUCAAAGCUCUCAUCGUGUUCGGGGCCGACGUCGAGAUCCACAACGACCUGGGAGAGACGCCCGGACUCAUCGCCGCUCGCACCAGCAAAGGUCCCAAUAGAAAGGUCCUGCUGGACAUGCUGUGUAGUGUGGGGGUCCAACGCUGCCUCCCCCCCUCCAACAAGACCCCCCCGCCUGCAGGCAGCAGCAUCGGGUUCGAUGACUUCCUGUCUGCGGGGGCCGCAGUGAGCCGCGGGGCCACGAAGGUAGACGGCGCCGCCAUGGAGAACAGGAAGAGGGACCGCCUGCUGUGUCUGGAUGGGGGGGGCAUCAAAGGUCUGGUUCUGAUCCAGAUGCUGAUCGCCCUGGAGAGAGAGGCCGGCCGGCCCACCAGAGAGCUCUUUGACUGGGUGGCUGGAACCAGCACCGGGGGCAUCCUGGCCCUCGCCAUCGUCCACGGUAAGUCCAUGGAGUACCUGCUGUGCCUGUACUUCAGGAUGAAGGAGCAGGUGUUCAAGGGGUCGCGACCUUACGAGUCGGCGCCGCUGGAGGACUUCCUGAAGAAAGAGUUCGGAGAGAACACUAAGAUGACGGAUGUCCGUUACCCGAGGGUGAUGGUCACCAGCGUCCUGGCAGACAGACAUCCAGGCGAGCUGCACAUCUUCAGGAACUACGACCUCUCCGUCCACCGAGAGCCUCCGUACUCCACCACCGCCACCUUCAAGCCCCUCACCAUCCCACAAGAGCAGCUGGUGUGGCGAGCCGCCCGCUCCAGCGGCGCCGCCCCCACAUACUUCCGACCAAUGGGACGCUUCCUGGACGGAGGGCUGCUGGCCAACAACCCCACGCUGGACGCCAUGGCGGAGAUCCACCAGUACAACAAGGCGCUGGCAGCAGAGGGCCGGGGUCACCAGGUCAAGGCGCUGGGCGUCGUGGUCUCGCUCGGCACAGGUCGCCCCCCCCAGGUGGCGGUGAGCUCCGUGGACGUGUUCCGGCCCUCCAACCCGCUGGAGCUGGCCAAGAGCCUCGUGGGGGCCAAGGAGCUGGGCAAGAUGCUGGUGGACUGUGCUCCCUGCAGGCUGAGUCCCCAGCUGUCUCAGGAGGUGAUGCUGGACGAGGUGAGCGACGCGGUGCUGGUGGCCAUGCUGUGGGAGACGCAGCUGUACCUGUACGAGAAGAGGGGCCGCCUCCAGGCGCUGGCCCAGCUGCUGCUGGAGGACCAGGACUGAGACCACAACGACUCUUAUGUACCAUGCAGCAUCAUGUGACCUCUUGUUGGUUGAGCUUCCUGUUUGUCUGUGAACCAGAGAAGAAGAGGAGCUUCCUGUCUGGAGGGGGAGGAGCCGUCACACUAAAGGUAGGCCCUCAUUGGCUGUGAUGGAACUCCUCCUCCCUCCUCCUCUUGUCCUCUGUAGUACUUCUACACCGUCUUUACUCACUAUCAAUGUCACUUCAACUGAAGUUAUUUCCUCUGAUUUUUGUAUUAACCCCUGAAGUGUCGUGGUAAUAAACAUCUGAACAUGGA
Molecule: messenger RNA, 2699 nt
Organism: Pseudoliparis swirei
Lineage: Eukaryota; Metazoa; Chordata; Actinopteri; Perciformes; Liparidae
Gene: pla2g6
Product: phospholipase A2, group VI (cytosolic, calcium-independent)
Exons: 17
Coding region: 109-2403 (764 amino acids)
Biological process (GO): cardiolipin acyl-chain remodeling; positive regulation of ceramide biosynthetic process
Cellular component (GO): mitochondrion
Molecular function (GO): protein binding
Source: RefSeq, a predicted model, not a curated record